Diaporthe citri is the source of this 1425-nucleotide messenger RNA. RefSeq lists its product as uncharacterized. Bases 1 to 1425 code for a protein of 474 amino acids. Gene Ontology annotation, biological process: transmembrane transport. Gene Ontology annotation, molecular function: transmembrane transporter activity. The transcript is spliced from 6 exons. The record is from RefSeq and is a predicted model, not a curated record. Lineage: Eukaryota; Fungi; Ascomycota; Sordariomycetes; Diaporthales; Diaporthaceae.
AUGACUGUCACAUCAGAAUCCCAGCCCUACAAUGGGCCUAUUGGUGAGACCCGCCAGUUCUCCGGCGAGGUCAAGGUGAAAUGGUACCGGUCAACCUUUUUUAACAUAACGAUACUGGGGCUUUGCAACUUUGCAGCCCCUGGAAUAUGGACAGCAAUGAAUUCGCUCGGGGCUGGCGGGACCGCCAGUCCUGCCCUUUCAAAUGCGGCGAACGCGCUGACCUUCUGCUUGAUGGUCGUGUCGUGCUUUUUCUCAAGUGCAAUGGUGCAUUACAUCGGGAUAAAGGGCGCCCUGAUCUUUGGGACUAUCGGGUACGCUCCUUAUGCUGCUGGCCUUUACACGAAAAGCAGAUACGAUGUGGACUGGCUUUUACUCCUCGGGGCAGCACUCUGCGGUAUAUCAGCCGGUGUGUUUUGGAUGGCAGAAGCAGCUAUUGCGAUCGCGUAUCCUGAGCCAUGGAACAAGGGGAAAGCCUUGGGAUAUUGGCUCACCUACCGAUUGUCAGGGCAGAUCAUCGGUGGAGCUGUCAACUUGGGUCUCAAUGCCGACCGAGAUCAGGCGGGUCAAGUCAGCUACACGGUCUACAUCCUCUUCAUUGCAAUUCAAGCCGCCGGCCCAUUUGUCGCUCUUCUACUCAACAAACCUGAUAAAGUGCAGCGAAAAGACGGCAAGAAAGUCAGCUUGGAAAUUCUUCAGAAUCCUUGGUACGAGAUGAAAAAGACCGCAAGACUUUUCCUCACCAAAAAGUUCCUAUUAAUCGUGCCGUUCAUCGGCCAAGCAGUCUUCGCAGAAGCAGUCUUCUUCACGUACCUGUCUUUAUGGUUCAGUGUUCGCGCCAGAGCGUUGGGGUCGUUCGUGGGUGGUCUGGCAGCUAUUAUCACAGGCAACUUGCUCGGCUACUGGAUCGACCGAACAAACAUUCCUCUCAAGCGUCGCACCCGACUCGCUUUUGCCGUCAUUGUCACUUUGCAAGGUGCAUGGUGGAUAUGGGUUACAGUGAUGGUGACCAAAUUCAGUCUAACCCACCCAACGUAUGAUUGGUCAGACCCGGGCUUUGGCCAAGGUUUUGGAGUCUUCGUUUUCUUGACAGUUGGCUUUCAACUGAAUUACUUGUACUUAUACUUUGUUGUUCAAAACCUCGCCGGCGGAGAUGAGCCUCAGGUCAUUCGACAUGCCGCUCUCCUUCGAGGAACAGAAUCAGCGUGGCAGGCGCUGAGUUACGGCCUCGAGUCCAUCACCGUCUUCGCGGAGCAUGGGGGUGUUUAUAUGAACUUCGCUCUAUGGGCUGUAGCCGUGGCUCCUGCGUGGUUGGUUGUGAGACAAUUUGGUGUGGGAGCUACAGGCUCGACUGAAGCUGUAGCAUCAGCCGUAGAUACUGAUACAUCUGACGACAAGGGCGUCCUGACCAAGGAUGGAAUCUCAUAA